AUAUCAUCUAUCUAAUAUUUUUUUACAGUUUUGAUGUGCCCUCUAUUUUGGUUUAUAACAGUAAAAUUUAAAUAGCAGAAUAAUUACCAUAUCGUAUAGGUAAGCAAAAAGCUUGACUGAAUCUAUUACAUAUCUUACAGUAAAAUAAUUCUUUUAUAUUUUUUUUGAAGUUUCUUGUCUGUUUUAUUUCAUGCAUAUUUGUUUAAUGUCUCAGGUCAUAAAUUAUGGAGAAUAUUAUGAGAAUUGUUUUUAUGGUGAUGUUACUGUCAACAGCAGUGAUUUCUCAGUCAUGUACAUCUCCAACAACUAGAUGUGACUGUUUCCAGUUAGAUGGGAAAACCAUAAUAAACUGUAGAUACAAAAACUUAACAGCUAUACCAACAUUUACCAACACAAAUCAGGUGUAUGAUGAAAUCAGAUUUACUUCAUUUGAAGAAACUGGAACUUGCCAGCCAUUUGCUGGUUGUAACAAUAUUCGACAGAUAGGUGCUAAGGCCUUUGCUAACUUGAAAGUAAAGAAAAUAGAUCUGUUAAACAAUCCAGUAACCUUGAUCGACAAUUAUGCAUUUGAAGGUUUAGCACCAGAAAUAGAAUCAAUAUCACUAGAAGGAGAUGGGUCAAAUGGAAUGCCUGACCAAGCCCUUGCUGCUCUUGAUGAACAACUUAAAACUCUACAUCUUGAAAAAUAUGGAGAUACAUCCAUUGAUGCACCAAUUGUUUUUCCAUUUCCAUAUCUAGAAUCACUAACAAUCAAAAAAUGGAAAAACCUUAAAUCUAUCAAUGCAGACAUCUUCGGUGUAAUGAAAGAUUUGAAGGAACUCAAGUUAAUAGCAUUAAGGAACAUAACUAUUCUUCCAGUCCCAGCUAUUCAAAAGUUUUUAAAAUUAACCUCAUUAGAUAUAAUGGAUAUUGGUAUAACAUCUAUAGAUGGAGAUUCUUUCACACCAAUGUCACUACUCAAGGACAUUAAAAUACGCAACAAUAUACAUCUGAACACAAUUGAUCAAAGAACCUUUAGUGGAGUAACGGACAGUGUGGAAUUCCUUGAAAUAGAUAAUAAUAAUUUGAAUAAUAAACUGAGCCUUGAAUUUCUUAGAAACGAAAACUGGCCUGCUUUAAGUCACUUAAAUAUUGGAUAUAACUUUAAUUUAAGAGAUCUUCCCAGUGAAAUAUUUAGCAAGACACCAGCUUUAGCAUAUUUACAGUGCCAAGACAUUGGACUGACAAGUAUCAACAAAGACAUGUUUUCUGGUCUUGUAAGUCUUCAUACACUUGAUCUGGCUUAUAAUAACAUAAGAACUGUUACAGCACAAACCUUCAAAAACUCUCCAUCUUUGGUUGAACUUCGACUUCAUGAUCAGCAGAGUAUUGAUUAUCUAGAUAUCCAGAAUAAUGCAUUUACUGGAAUAGAAACAUCUUUAGAGACGCUUAGUCUCCAAAACAACAAACUGAAUAUUUCUCAAUUCUGGAUGGAUUUAUCAACACUUACAAAUUUGUUAGUUCUUGAAGAAACCCAAAAACCCAGUUGCCCGUCAGGAAAAGCAAUUCUCUUUAAUCUUCUCCGCAGCAACAAACCCAAGAAAGAAAAACCUUUGACUGAACCUGUCAGAAUCUCUAUGAAAGCUGAUGUUCCUCAUGCCAGUGGUACAGCUGAACAUUUAUCUGAGAAAGUGGAGAAGGGUGCAUCUACUGCUGAUACAAGUGUAACUGUAAUCUCAAAUGGAAAUAUCAACAAUCAAAGCAGAAUAUCUGCCGGCAGUUACCAAACUUUAAAUGAAAAAGGAGUGGAUAGUAGACCUAUGCCAUCCUCAUACGGACAUUAUACAAAUGAUAUUGGAGAAAGACCACUACCAAAUGCUCCUAGAGGAGCCACUGGACAUGAAUAUGUGAAUUCUGGAUUUAUGAAUAGUGCAGAUCAUUUACCUGAAACAUCAAAAAAUGAUUAUAGUGAAGUUUGAUACUGACAAAGGUUAAAGUUAUCAUUGUUCUACAGGCACAGCUGAGAUUGUGAAAUCCUACAUGUGUCACAUUCAAUCAGUGCCAGC
Messenger RNA from Ruditapes philippinarum (Manila clam), 2045 nucleotides. RefSeq names its product leucine-rich repeat-containing G-protein coupled receptor 5A-like. The transcript is spliced from 3 exons. Bases 225 to 1958 code for a protein of 577 amino acids. Lineage: Eukaryota; Metazoa; Mollusca; Bivalvia; Venerida; Veneridae. Gene Ontology annotation, molecular function: protein binding. The record is from RefSeq and is a predicted model, not a curated record.